CAGGAUGAGUGCCAUCAGCAAAUACUGGAACGAACUGACGACGGGGGUGGACUGCAGCACCCUGUCGCAUCCGGGGAAGACAUGCAGCGAUCACAUCCGGUAUCAGUUGCGCGCUACAGUGUGGGGAAAUAUGCAGUUUUUCAUACCGGUAUCGAUUCUACGACUGUUUUUGCUGGCCUACACGCGUAAAGCCGUUUCGUGGGAAAUAGUGCGCCAGACUAUAUUCGAAUUUAGCAGCAUGGUAGCGAACGGGUGGAUCGUUUCCAACAGCUGGAGUGCCGGGUUUUGUGCGAUAUAUCACACCUUCGGGAGGCUCAUCGAUAACUACUCGAUCUCGCUGCCGAGUCUGGCCGGAACGCUGGUUAUGUUCUGGAUGCCGUCGUACGUGCAGACCAGCCACUGUCGGGCGAUUUUUAAUGUGUUUAUAGAGUGCUGGAUCAAAUCUAGAGAACACCCAGUAAUCGAAUACGCAAGGGAAUCGAGAGUGAUCGGAACAGUGACGUUUAUGCUUAUCAGCGCACUUAUCGGACACUAUUCGAUGAGAGCAAAAGCGGUUGAGUUUUGGUUCUUCGCACCGUUGAAAAAAGAUCUCAACCUGCCCGGACACAGCACCCAGACAAACAAAGUAUGUUACCAUCGUGAAAGUUGCCGGACCUACAUCCUGGAUGGCAUGAAAACCUGUUUCACCUUCGGUAUGAUUCUGGAGCUCGCUCGGAAGCUGUUAGCCUCGGCACCCAAAAUCCGACAAAAUCCGGCCACACUUUUGCGGGCGCUCUCACGGAUGCGCUUUAAAUUUGUCGCAUUUUUAACCCUCUACAACGGACUGUUUCGGCUUGUAAACUGUCUAUUGGCUCACCAUCGGCGAAAAGUAUCCGCAUACGAUAGCACUCUGGCCGGCCUGAUCAGUGGAUUGUCCUACUCGCUUUCGCCGAACUUCAACGUGUUCAACCUGGCAGUAGCCGCCAUGGUACAAAACGCCUGGAACUACGUCAGUGAGAAGUACUCCCGACUGGAGUUAGUCAAGCAACUUAACCGGCUAUCGUUCAGCUCGAUCACCUGGAUCAUCCUGAUGAACUACAAUAUGUACAGCAGGGCGUACUAUCCGUACGCAAUGUCCAAGUACGCACUUAAAUUUACUGACCUGUGCUCCAGCGCUCAAGCACGCACGGCGUCGGAAUGUUUAGCCAAAUUAUUCUUAAGUACAAGCUAAGAUACUUCAUUCCAAGUUUGAUACAUGACGGGCUGGUUCCAGUUGUUGAAAU
Messenger RNA from Sabethes cyaneus, 1262 nucleotides. RefSeq lists its product as uncharacterized. Lineage: Eukaryota; Metazoa; Arthropoda; Insecta; Diptera; Culicidae. The record is from RefSeq and is a predicted model, not a curated record. The transcript is spliced from 5 exons. Bases 5 to 1210 code for a protein of 401 amino acids.